Fusarium oxysporum Fo47 is the source of this 1298-nucleotide messenger RNA. RefSeq lists its product as uncharacterized. NCBI's taxonomy places the organism in Eukaryota, Fungi, Ascomycota, Sordariomycetes, Hypocreales, Nectriaceae. The coding region runs from base 152 to 1054 and encodes 300 amino acids. The record is from RefSeq and is a predicted model, not a curated record. The transcript is spliced from 3 exons.
UUUACAGUAACCUUGUCAACGUUAGAAAACACGCACGCAACGCUCGACAUAUCGGACUAGAACUGUUCCGUCUGUUCCUAACGCUGUGUCGCAGUACCUAUAGCCGCGUUCUAUUCUAACCAGGACCCUUGACCUUUGCCAAUCGAUAGUGAUGGCUGAGAAUGCUCUAGAUGCAGAUGCCAAUGCAGAUUCAAAUGCGAAUGGCCCCGCCCGACGAGCAUCUAGUGUUGGGUUCCAACUAGGACGGCAUUCAUCUUCAAAUGCACGCAUAAAUGAGAUACUUGAGAACGCUCGUGAACGCGCCGAAUCAAUGGCUGGUCCCUCUCCUACCCAUCUCUCACCCCGGCCCGCCGGCAGUCCCAUCCUCCCGCCCAACUCGUCGCUCAGGCCCAGCCCUGUCAACGAGGACAGCAGCGCCGACGAGGCUACUGGAUUCAUAUCUCAUACGCCACCUCUCAAUUACAACUCGCUCAAUGUUACAAGUACCGCGACCUCGGCCCCGCAGAUCCGUAAACCAUCCUUACGCCAGCGACCAUCUUCCCAACAAAACAAUGGCGCUGCCCAGAACCCUGAGACGACCCGACAAGCCAGCUCAGAGAGUGGUAAUACGUCGUGGUGGCAGACCCAGGCAGAGAAGUUUCAGUCGAUAGAGCUGGAGAACAAAGGCAGUGUUGCCCGAGACCACCUCGCCAUCGAACGAACAUUUCUGGCAUGGCUACGCACAUCUCUUAGUUUUGCAUCCAUAGGGAUAGCAGUGACACAGCUCUUUCGCCUCAAUACGUCUCUCGAAAGCGAGCAUGGCAAUAACUCGCGGAGCAACACCCAGACACUACGACACAUGGGCAAGCCGCUUGGCACCACGUUCCUCGGUAUCAGUAUAUUGAUUCUCUUCCUUGGCUACAAACGCUAUUUUCAAUCUCAGCACUGGGUCAUGCAGGGCAAGUUUCCUGCUAGUCGUGGUACAAUCAUGAUUGUUGCGUUUGUUGCUUUGGCGAUUAUGGUUGUCUCUCUUGUGGUAGUGAUUGCUAUCCACCCGUCUGAGCAUGAGCUAUAAUUUCUUGACUCGACUUGUAGUGUACUCUGACAUUACUUAAGAUUACAUCUAGUAUUACAUUGUUAGCGCUGGAGCGAUAAUGUUUCUGCUUAUGGCAAGAGGUUUGGUUUUGACGCGGCGCAUUUAUGGGGGGUUACAUCAUGACUUGAUACCACAGGAGUAUUUGAGUGUUGAGCUCUGUUCGUAUGAAUAUUCUUAUAGGUUGGCGUAUAUACAAAUAUCUGAAGUGAAAGACACCAAUUAC